This is a messenger RNA of Venturia canescens, 1038 nucleotides long. It is a transcript of the gene HemK2, whose product is annotated as HemK methyltransferase 2. Gene Ontology annotation, cellular component: eRF1 methyltransferase complex. The record is from RefSeq and is a predicted model, not a curated record. Gene Ontology annotation, molecular function: nucleic acid binding; protein methyltransferase activity; S-adenosylmethionine-dependent methyltransferase activity. Lineage: Eukaryota; Metazoa; Arthropoda; Insecta; Hymenoptera; Ichneumonidae. The coding region runs from base 7 to 666 and encodes 219 amino acids. Gene Ontology annotation, biological process: methylation. The transcript has a single exon.
AAAAAAAUGGAAACUCCGAUAGUGCGAUUGUCGGAGGAGGAACUCGAGAGGGUCUACGAGCCUGCAGAGGACUCGUACUUGUUGAUAGACGCUCUGGAGCUGGAUUUGGAGAAAUUGAAGUUGAGCAAGCCGAGUUUGUGUCUGGAGAUCGGGAGUGGUUCCGGAAUAGUUUCAACAGCAUUGGCACUAGCCGCAGCGAAAUCAUGGCCCUCGUACUUUGUGGCGAUCGACCUGAAUCCCGAAGCAUGCAAAAUAACUAAAAGAACUGGAAGAGAAAAUAAUAUCGACCUCGAAGUCGUUCGAAUGGAUUUGGCGAGUGCUCUUUCCAAGCGUCACACGUUCGACCUCAUAAUAUUCAAUCCACCGUACGUGGUGACGGAGUCUCGAGAGAUCGAGGACGUUGAAAUGAUCACGAGAGCUUGGGCAGGUGGGAAAAAAGGUCGAGAAGUCAUGGAUCGAUUGUUUGCCAAUAUUCCUCAAUUGCUUACCGAUCACGGGCUAUUUUACUUGCUGGUUUUACGAGAAAACGAACCGAACGAAAUAAUCACUAUUUUCGAAGCUUUUCAAAUGUCCGGAGAGAUAAUCGUCGAGAGAAAAAUCCGAGGUGAACACCUGUACGUAAUUCGCUUCACGAAGGUACCGCUCGAAGCUGAAAGCUCGUUAUAACCAACGCCUUCGUUUGUCUAAGUCAUUUUCAUUAUAAAUUCAUGAUAAAUAUUAAAUAUAUAUUCGUAAAUACGUAAAUAUACUGCAAAUAUAAUAAUAAUAAAAAAAAAGAUAAAUCUUCGUUCAGAAUGUUUCAUUCGCCCUCCUGAACGUGCAAAUUAUGAGAUUACAGCUUUCAAUGUAAAUUGAGAAAAGUCUUUCGACACUGAUCUCGAUGGUGCUGAGUGCUGACAUAUUUUAGGCUCACAGCUCGUGAGACUGUUCCAUGUGCUGGUCUAAUGCUGUAUAAAUAUCUUCGUAAAUACUGUAUGAAAAAAUUGAUGAUAUAUUCUCGUAUUAUCUAAUAAAUUGAUCGAUCAUCAUUCAUCGAUA